This is a messenger RNA of Cyprinodon variegatus (sheepshead minnow), 899 nucleotides long. RefSeq names its product transmembrane protein 128 (gene tmem128). The transcript is spliced from 5 exons. Bases 65 to 559 code for a protein of 164 amino acids. Lineage: Eukaryota; Metazoa; Chordata; Actinopteri; Cyprinodontiformes; Cyprinodontidae. The record is from RefSeq and is a predicted model, not a curated record.
GCUUCUUCCAAACCGGAAGGGACUUCUAUACAGUAGGCUUUUAAAGCUAAUGAGUUGAACAAAAAUGUUUAACGACAGCGAGUUAGCGACGCUGCGCAACAGAUUUAAAAGAGAUGCGGAGCUUCUCAUGCAGACGACGACGUCGGCUGUCGACGGUGAAAAGAGUCAGGAUGAAAAAGAUCAGAAACCUCUCCCUCGCAUCAACAGACACUCCGUUUUCUGGAUCGUGGCAACUGUAGUUGUGACCUACUAUACAGAUUUCCUGCGUGUAAUUAUGGAGAACGAGGAUGUCAAGAGCUGGUGGUUUAAUGUGGGUGUGAUACUUCUUGGGAUCUGCUUGUCUCUGGCCACGUUUUGCAUUGUGUACCUGGAGUGGUUCAAAGGCAUUCAGCACUAUGACCAAGAGUACCCUGCUAUUCCUCCCAUUACCACUGCAGCCUUUAUUGCUGCAUCAUGCAGCUUUAAUAUUGCACUUUGGCCAGUGUGGUCUUUCUUCACUCCACUAAUCCUCUUCACGCAGUUCAUGGGCGUGGUCAUGUCCAUUUCUUUGCUUGGAUGAAUGACCAAAGGAUGGAUCUGCAGAAAUGCUAAUGCGCAAGACGUCCUGUUUGUUCUCUGCUUCUCUAGAACUCUCACCGAUUCAGUUAAUCUACAGUCAAGAAGCUAAUCUAAACUCACAGUUUUAGAGCUAAUUUUGUGACAUUUCCGUUUCCUUCUUCAUGUGAGAUGACAAGAUACCUAAAGCUAAAUCCAAAGUGUAGAUUGUUUUUAUGUUUUAUGUCUGUGCUUAUAGUGUGUUGUAUUUUCUAUUGUUUUGUUUAUAAAAUAAAUAAAUCCUUCUAACUUCUUUCAAAGAAUUUGUGAAAUUGUCAGCAUAUUGGUCCUCAUCGGCCCCAGUA